CCUAAAGUAAAUCUAAUGGAGAAGAUUAGUCUUUUAUCCUUUUCUAUCUUCUUUCCAAUAUUCUUUAUUUCACUUUUGCAAUUUAUUCCUGAGAAUUCUGAAGCAGCACUUGCUCGUGCCUUGAUAAAGAAAGGAGAUAAAUUUGAAUUUCCUGUUGCAGGGAAGCUCUUGGUUAAACGAAAGACAAAGAAACACGAUGUAGAACAAUAUUUAUGGGCAGGAAAAUGCGGUGGAUCUGAUGGAAAACAAAGAUGGACAACAGACGGUAAAAAUCAAAUUGGAGAAGCUAAACUUGAUUGGGCAACAGGCAAUUUAAUAAUCGAAAACUUUUCCGAAGAAGAUGAGGGGGCAUAUUCCUUUCCGUUAGAGAAAGCUAGCCCAGGACUCGCAACAUCUUUAGUUAUUGUUGAAUUGAAAAAGGAUGGAGAUUAA
Molecule: messenger RNA, 432 nt
Organism: Meloidogyne enterolobii
Lineage: Eukaryota; Metazoa; Nematoda; Chromadorea; Rhabditida; Meloidogynidae
Source: the annotation of a GenBank genome assembly